UUUUUUUAUAUCACUUUAUCUACCAGUAUUUUUUACAGUAUUAUAUGUGUUAAAAAAGUUAUUUGAUAAAAACCACAUUUUAAAGCAUUAUUACAACUAGAGUUCUGAGUGUUUUAAUGAGUUUUAUUAUUUGGGGCAUUUUGUAAACUCAUUAUUGUCUUUAAGUUUCAGCAACUCACAUGAAAAACUACGUAUUAAUAAAUAAUUGUAGGUUUAUUUUUUAUUGUAGAAACGUGUGUGGGGUUAAUAAAACGUAUUACGUCAUAAUACAUUCAUCAGGGGGAGGAGAUUUACAGAAACAUGAAGACCUUUGAUGCCACCAAGUGGUUUUAUAUUUGAUCCAGGAGGAUCCUCGAAAACUGGAGAUUCAGUUGCUGCGGGAGCUUCUGUUACUCCUUCAAUUUACGUUUUUUUAUAAAGUGGUUUUUGUCUUUUUACACUUGGAAACUUUUAACUUUUAUGUUUUUGUGAAACUCUGGUCAUCCUGCAGAUUWAUUUUUCCUCUUUUUGUGAACUUUCUUUGUGUUUCUGACAUGCCCACCAGUCGUUCUGUUCCUGUGUUCAUCUUAAUGUUCCUCUCAGCUGGAGCGACUACAGUCGACGACAGCUACAGUGAAGAAAUCUCUCCUCAACUCGACUACAAAGACCCAAACUGGUGUCGUCCUCUGAGCCUGAGUAACGGUGCCAUUGACUGUCGCUCCCUGCGAGGCGUGGGCUACGGCAACAGGUUGGGCACCCGCUGUGAGAUGAGCUGCGACCGAGGCCACCGGCUGCUGGGAAGAAGGACGCUCCACUGCCUCGCCAAUCGCAGCUGGUCUGGGACCGCCCACUGUCGCAAGAUCCGUUGUCACGUGCUGCCCCUCAUCCCACACGGCAGGUACAGCUGCACUCGGGGCUUCGUCGUGGACUCCAGGUGUGACUUCACCUGCGCCCCUGGCUACCGGAUCGAGGGGGAACACUCCCGCACCUGCCAGCCCAAGGGCUCAUGGAGCGGGACGCAGCCCGAAUGUGCAGAUCUGGACCCUCCAAAGAUCAAAUGUCCACCAUCCAGACUCAAGGUGGCCGAGCCCGGAAAGCUCACCGCCACUGUGACCUGGGAGCCCCCCGCCGCCAGAGACACAGCUGACAAAUACCUCAAUGUGAUUUUAUCYGGUCAGGAGCCGGGCACUGAGUUUCAAGAGGGACUAAACAUCAUCCGCUACACAGUGUACGACCAGGCCAGGAACAGAGCCGCCUGCAAGUUCAUUGUACGUGUUGAGGUGAGAAGGUGUCCUGAACUACCUCCGCCUCUGCACGGCUACCUCGACUGUUCCUCUGACGGGAAUAACUACGGAGCAAGUUGUGAGUAUCACUGCGAUGGAGGCUACGAGGUCAGGGGGACGUCCAGUCGGGUCUGCCAGCUAAACCGCAACUGGAGCGAAGGCCCCGCCGAGUGUGUUCCGAUGGAGAUGACUUAUGAUGUGAAGACCGCCUCGGCUCUCCUGGAUCAGUUUUAUGAAAAGAGGAGGCUGCUGAUCCUGUCGGCGCCCAACAUAUCUGACCCAGACUACCAGCUGCAGAACAUCAUGAUACAAAAGUCGGACUGUGGGUUAGACCUGCGACAGGUGACCGUCAUCGAACUCCUUGGCUCCCCGCCUCGAGAGACGGGCCGCAUUAAAGAAAAUCUGCUUCACUCUGACGUCAUCGAGGGUUUGAGGCAGGUGUUCAGGAUCUCCAGGACCUACUUCAGCAUGCUGCUGCUGGACAAACUGGGUCUGGACCGAGAGCGCUUCAUCGUCCCGGUGUCUUCAGAUGAGUUGUUCUCCUACAUCGACAGCUUCCUGCUGGACGAGGAGGAGCGGGAGAGGCUCGAGCUCCACGCAGAUUUCUGUGACCAAAACACUGAAACCUCGUUUUUCUUUUAAACAAUCAUUUAGUAAAUAUUAAAAAACAAAA
Molecule: messenger RNA, 1935 nt
Organism: Austrofundulus limnaeus
Lineage: Eukaryota; Metazoa; Chordata; Actinopteri; Cyprinodontiformes; Rivulidae
Gene: srpx2
Product: sushi-repeat containing protein X-linked 2
Exons: 10
Coding region: 534-1904 (456 amino acids)
Biological process (GO): positive regulation of cell migration involved in sprouting angiogenesis; cell-cell adhesion; positive regulation of synapse assembly
Molecular function (GO): signaling receptor binding
Source: RefSeq, a predicted model, not a curated record